Molecule: messenger RNA, 966 nt
Organism: Suillus subalutaceus
Lineage: Eukaryota; Fungi; Basidiomycota; Agaricomycetes; Boletales; Suillaceae
Exons: 4
Coding region: 1-966 (321 amino acids)
Source: RefSeq, a predicted model, not a curated record
AUGUCUGUCUCUCCUCCUGUAUUCAAUGUCCAUACUCCCACAUCUUCUUUCGCGCUCAUCCACUCUCCAAUUAUACGACAAGCUUUCGAGAAAGUCAAAUACAGGGCUUCCAUGGAAAGCGUGUUGGUCCUGGUUGGAUCAAGUACAAUUGGAAUGACGCCGUGUGGAAUAUGGAUGACUGAAAGUGACUACACCAUUUUUGUAUGGAGGCAGAAAGCACCCUCUUCAUCCGAACAGCCUACAUCCGACAUAACACCAACGCUCCACGUUCACGAUCCCGCAGCCCAACUGCCGGAGCCACCUGCGUAUUGCAACCCAUCCUUUUACCUAUUCAGUUCUUCACGUGUAGCUUCGCCGCGUCCUCGGUCAGCGCGGAGCGCCAAGUCUCACAAGUCUAGGGCAAUUCAUCCUAAUCCACCCGAUGCCGAAGGGAUCUCAGGGGUUGCGAAGCACAGAAGAGAUUUUGAGAGAUUUCAUAGCGAAAACGGUGUACGUACUGUUUUGGGCACUAUCGGCCCAGUCGACAAUGUUCGUAUGCUGUUAAAGAACGGUUACCGCCAUGUCUACAUCUCACGCAAGUUUGCGUUAAGGCAUGGAUUUAUUCCAGGAGAUGCAGCACCAGGGCACUAUGGCUAUAGUGGCCUCGUCAACCUUGGCAAAUGGCCGAUCACCUUGAAGACAGCUGCAGAUUUCACUGAUAGCACACAUACUAACGGCAUUUCAAAUGCAGGACAGAGUUUGAAUCACUCGCGACCCAGCAAGUCAAAGACCGUUUCUGUCCCCGUCUUCUUGUCCGAGGAGCCGCACUUUGACGUCGUGCUUGGCCGCUCGUUCUUUGAGAAACGCCAAAUAAAGACUUCAUCCAUAGAUCCUACCGAGGUUAUCUGUCUUGAUACUGGGGACAAAAUCGAGUGUGAAUUGGUCAUACUCAAAGAUGGUAGGGGUCAGAUUGUCACUGUUACAUAG